GUUCGGGUAGGCUAUGUACUAGUGAUCUUGUGUUAGGCAACAAUAGAGUAUUGUGGAGUUAGAAAGUUCAGCCCGUAAUUGGGUCACACCUGAUGUUCGACCAGUAUGAGACUACAAUAUACCUGGUGUUGUAAUUGAUGUGGCGACCGUCACUGUACCUGUGUAACUGGUUGAUCUCUAAAGGGAUAUUUAGAUUCGCCACUCCGAGUUUCAGUUUUAACUGAAAUUUGAAAUUUACGAGCGGACGUGAUCUACCUCCGCCAGAACCUGCUUGGUUCCAUUCCUAACCAGCACAAUGACGGCUUCCUGUUGUCAGAGGGUCAAGGACGAGUUUCAAGCUAAGAACUUUCUACUGGGCUAUGAGUACCCGGGUGCGUUCGCGAGGUCAGAGUGGAAGACGGGCCCCUGUGUGAUCUACCUGGUCUGGAGAGCCAUAUGGUUCCUCUACCACGUCUCUAUAUUCGGUCUGAGAGCCUACCUGACCCGGUUUCUGUCCAGCAGCGUGGAGAACGAGCCAAAGUUUCUCAUCUUCUUGACCACGUGGGCCUACAUACUCCUCGUCAUCACCAACACCGUGGACUUCAUCAUCUCUGUGUACUACUACAUCGAACGCAAGAAGGAACUCCGAGGACAGGAAGGAGUCAACGCGUGGUACAACAAAGUUUUGUGGGUAUUGUCCAACCUGACCAAUACAGCAGCGUUCGUGGUCAGCCUGCUGUACUGGGCGCUGAUACAUGACUAUUCAAGGGUUUUCCAGGCCACAGCUACAUCAGCUUCUUCACCCAUGGCGCCAACAUCAUCUACGUCGUGCUCAACCUCCUGGUGACGGCUGUACCGGUGCGGCUGCUCCAUUUCUACCAUGCAGUUAUUUUGGCCAUCAUCUACGGCGUCUUCAACGCCGUGUACGUCCUAUCAGGUGGCUCCAACGAUGUCGGCGAGCCCUUCGUCUAUGGUGUCCUAGACUGGAACAAGAACCCGGGCAUGAGCGCCGCGGUAUCCGUCGGUUCGGCCAUUGCUGCUAUCAUCUUACACUGCGUGGUGUACUUCAUACACCUGCUGAGAGUCUGUAUUGCACAGAGGACUACCCGGGAUACAUCCCCAGGGGACCUUCCCAUGGCCUAGGUGUGUUAGGAAGGUCAUUUCCCGCAGG
This is a messenger RNA of Haliotis rubra (blacklip abalone), 1150 nucleotides long. RefSeq lists its product as uncharacterized. Gene Ontology annotation, cellular component: membrane. The coding region runs from base 296 to 826 and encodes 176 amino acids. The record is from RefSeq and is a predicted model, not a curated record. The transcript has 5 exons. NCBI's taxonomy places the organism in Eukaryota, Metazoa, Mollusca, Gastropoda, Lepetellida, Haliotidae.